GAUAAAAAUGAAUUUCACACAAAGAGGAAUAACAAAAGAUGGCCACACUUGUUAUGCAUCAAUAGAAAAUUCAUGCCCUAAACAAAUAUAUUCCAUAACUGCCCGUGUUCUCAUAUAUAUGACUCUGUGGACAAUAACAACAUUCACACUUUGCGGUAACCUCUUGGUGAUAAUCUGCAUUUCCCAUUUCAAGCAGCUUCAUACACCAACAAACUUCCUCACGUUGUCUUUGGCAGUUGCUGACUUUUUACUUGGAGGACUUGUGAUGCCACCCAGCAUGAUCAGAUCGGUGGAAACCUGCUGGUAUUUUGGGGAUUUCUUCUGCAAGUUUCAUACUAGCAUGGACAUGAUGCUCUGUACAAGUUCUAUUUUGCAUCUUUCUUUCAUUUCAGUUGACCGCUAUUGUGCAGUGUGUUAUCCUCUAAUUUAUCACACUAAAAUCAGUGUAUCACUAAUAGGUAAAACUGUUUUAAUUAGUUGGUCUCUGUCAACCAUUUUUGGGUUUGGUGUUAUAUUUUUAGGACUUAAUAUGAAAGGUAUAGAAAAUUUUUAUAAGGAGGAUUUGUACUGUGUUGGGGGUUGCACACUGGUACUAAACCAAACAUCAAGUCUGCUUUGUUCUACAAUUGCAUUUUAUAUUCCAGGUUUUAUCAUGAUAGCAAUUUAUGCAAAAAUUUUCACAGUAGCAAAAAAACAAGCACAAACUAUUGAAAGCAGAAAAAAAUCAUCUUCAAGAAAAAGAGAGACUAAAGCUGCAAAGACUCUGGCGACAGUUGUAGGUGUGUUCCUCAUUUGUUGGUCACCAUAUUUCUUGUGCAUUAUUCUUAAUCCUUUUCUCAAUUAUUCAACUCCUGCAUUAGUAGGGGAAAUUUUAAUGUGGUUUGCUUACUUAAACUCAACUUUGAAUCCCCUUAUAUAUGCCUUUUUUUAUACAUGGUUUAGAAAGGCUCUUAAAAUGAUUGCAUUUGGAGAAAUUUUUGAAAACAACUCUUCUUUAAUACAGCUUUACACAGAAUAA
Molecule: messenger RNA, 1018 nt
Organism: Erpetoichthys calabaricus (reedfish)
Lineage: Eukaryota; Metazoa; Chordata; Cladistia; Polypteriformes; Polypteridae
Product: trace amine-associated receptor 1-like
Exons: 1
Coding region: 8-1018 (336 amino acids)
Biological process (GO): G protein-coupled receptor signaling pathway
Cellular component (GO): membrane
Molecular function (GO): trace-amine receptor activity
Source: RefSeq, a predicted model, not a curated record